Molecule: messenger RNA, 2216 nt
Organism: Notothenia coriiceps (black rockcod)
Lineage: Eukaryota; Metazoa; Chordata; Actinopteri; Perciformes; Nototheniidae
Product: ras-related protein Rab-25-like
Exons: 5
Coding region: 262-897 (211 amino acids)
Molecular function (GO): GTP binding; GTPase activity
Source: RefSeq, a predicted model, not a curated record
GGCGACAGGACUCUCGCAUGCCUGUCCUCAAUCUGAAGCUGCCCCUAUCCACAGAUAAAGGAGGAAGCGGUGGAAGCAGCUAAACCUCUUCUCUUUUUCUUCAUUUUCACCUUUUCUCUCUUUUGCUUUUCACAUUGGAAGAAGAGGAAACCGGAGAUCAUUUGUUUUUCUUUCUCUCUUUGUUUUCUCAAAUUCUUCAAAAAUAUUGCAAGUGGCUUCAGGAUAGUUGCUAGGUGAAAGAGGAAAGCUACUAAAUGCAACAUGGGGACUGAUGAGUCGUACAAUUUCGUCUUCAAAGUGGUUUUAAUAGGAGAGUCUGGCGUAGGAAAGAGCAACCUUCUGUCUCGCUUCACUAAGAAUGAGUUUAAUCACGAAAGUCGCACCACCAUCGGCGUGGAGUUCAGCACGCGGACCGUUCAGCUGGAGAACUACACCAUCAAAGCCCAAAUCUGGGACACAGCCGGGCUGGAGCGCUACAGGGCCAUCACCUCAGCGUAUUACAGGGGAGCAGUUGGAGCUCUGUUGGUUUACGACAUUAGCAAGCACCUGACCUACGAGAGCGCAGAUCGAUGGUUGAAAGAGCUGUUGGACCAUGCGGACCCUCACAUCGUGGUCAUGCUGGUUGGGAACAAGAGAGACCUGGAGAACCUCAGGACGGUGCCCUCAGAGGAGGCCAAAGACUUUGCAGAGAAGAGAGGUCUCAUGUACAUGGAGACGUCAGCCUUGGACUCCACUAACGUCGAACAUGCUUUCAAUGAAGUCCUCACAGCCAUCCAUAAGAAGGUGGCCAGCAGGGAGGUGACCCGUGGCUCCAUCAGUGCCGUCACCCUGUCCAGCCCCAUCGGACUCGCCGGGGACGGGCAGGAGGAGCGCAGAGGCUGCUGCAAGAGCUCCUAACAGACUGCUGUUAAGAUCUGACCACCAUGAACCCACAAAACGCUCGACUGCCUUUGAAGCUAAAGCUCGACAUCAUUCACAGCCCAUUUGAAGAGUGAGGUACCUACUUGACACCGCUGUCAGUGUACAAACCUCUUAAAUAUAGAAACUCUAAAGAAUGUAACUAAAAACUAAAUAUUAAGAUAAGCAAAUAUUGAUAACAUCUUUAUUUUAUACAUACGAUUUAUACUUGUGGUGGCAUGUUUUACUACAGAUAGCUCUUAGAUUGUUUUCUAUCAACAUGUUUUUUAAAGAGGCUUUGUAAAGUUGUUUUGCUUUUAUGAAGAAAUGCACUGGGAAUCCCUUGGAAUAAAUUAUUUAUGUUAUUCUGUCUGCAUGUAAUUACCGCACAAAGAUAUUAGACACUUAACUAGAUGAGGGAAUAGGAGAGAGGGCUGAUGUGAGAUAAAGACAAACUCAGAAGCUUUACUUUAAUACAAGUUGUGAUUCCCCAAUGUCAAACAACUCUGUUACCAGUGAACGUCCUUCAAAUUGUUACUUAAAUAAGGGUUAAGAAGUUUUAUCAUCCAAAUAUAGUAUAUAUGUUGUCAAAAUAUUGGCACAGGCUUUGUAAAUUAACCCAUUUGCACUAUUGUAUAUAUUACAGUGUAUUCUUGGGAUGAUAUUAUCAACACAUUGGGAUGUAAGCAAAGUAUAAUGUUGGAGGUGGUUUGACAAACUGAUAUUCUGUUAGGUCGUUGAAUCUAUACAAAUGCAUAAUAUUUCAUGUUAUGUGUUGUAUUUCAAAUGUGGACCAGCCACUGCAGAUGACAUAAUAGUGUUGUGGAUUUAUUUUUAUUUUUUUCCUCCUUUGAUGUUCAGGUGUAUGACUUAACAUGGUACCUAGUGUACUACUACCUAGCAGUUUUUAAGACAUGUAGUGUGAUUACAUGAACAAGCAGAAUAUAUAUCACAUAGAGUCAGUUUAGAGCAGUGGUUCUCAACCUGCUGAUCGGGACCCCCGAAAGAGUCGUGAAAUGAUGUAACUGAGGUAGUUAUUAACACAAUUUUUUUUUGUUCUUGUUGAAAUGCAAUUUUACAUCUAAAGAACCUAAAAAGAAUUCAGGUGAAAGAGUCAAAGGAGAAACAAAUCACUCAUUGAUGAAGAGUCAUACAUCUAGUAGACAUAUCUUGUUGACGGUUAAAAGUAGAUUCAUAUUAGGGGUAAACAUAUAUAUAUAUAAAAAGGUGGCACUGCUUAUCUAAAUGAGUUGCAGGUGUGUGUCUCUCCUGCAGAUGGCAGUGCUGAUGUUGCAUGUUAAAUUAAAAGCAUCAGUUCA